AAGGACAAACAUAAAUCAUUACACAAUCGCGUGACAGAUCCGUCUGAUGCAAUUCUAAGACACAAGAAAACAUUAUCGAUUGAAUCUUAAGACUGACACUCUGAUAAAAUUCGUGUCCAAGACAUCUGAAAGUUAUAUUCGGAUAAAAACGCAGUUUUUCCAAGAUCACGUGAGCAAAAAGCCCACAUUCCAUAUCUCGUGACGUCACAUUUCAGCGGCCAUUUUCUUGAAAGCAAGAACACGUUCGGAUAUCUUCUAUCAUAUUUUGUGCAUUUCUCGCCACUUGAGCGAGUUUUUAUUCAUACAAGACAUUCAAUGUGCGACGUUAACGCUUUUGGGUGUGAGUUGGAGCAUCCAUAUAUGGAGUUUGUACAAGGAACCGGAGACUACUGCCAGGCACAGCACGAGUAAUUUACUGAGGUGAAGAAUCGCGGCGUAACAUAGUGAACGACCUUGACCUUCCAUAACUUAAGGUGCUCUUGGGAAAAAUUCCAGAAAUUAGUUGGAACUGGGUUAGUCACGGAGAUCAUCCCAGGCCCCGAAUAAUUCUAUUUGAAUGGGGUAAAUCAAAGCGACAGAACAACAUUUCAAUAUUGUUGAACUUUGACCCUCGUGUCUUUCAACUAGAUAGCAUCGUCAUAGUAACAGAAAUAAGGUGUUCAAGUAACUAGCGUAUAUAUUAUAUAAUAUCUGGAAUAUAUUUUAAAAGUUGGUGUCGUUUGGAUCAUACGUGUGAUAGUAGUGUUUAAUCGUGAUUUCGUGUACCUGUGACCUCAUUUUGAAUUUAGAAAUUCAUGUUCAUUUUUAUAUAACUCAUUGCGUUCAUUUCCUUAGAAGCUAUUUUUGUAAAUUCUAAUUUGUGCCUGAAUUAACUCCCUUUAGAUAGACACUGUUCUUUCCCUUGACAGACAUUACUGGUAAUAAUAGAGUGAUCUUCCCUUUGUUUCAUUACCUCUGAGUAAUUACCUCUUAGACUGUAACAGUUCUCUCCCUUGAGUGUAUCUAGAGUUCUUUCCCUUUGUGUACGUAUAUAGUAUUAUGACAGCAAUGAAGGCUCGACGACCAGAACCAGCUGAAAUAGAAUAUAAAAACAUGAGAUUCCUCAUCAUGGAUCGUCCAACAGAUUCUACUAUUGAUAAAUUCAUUGAGGAACUACACAAACGUGGUGUAAAAGAUGUAGUGAGAGUCUGUGAACCAACUUAUACUUUAAAUAAACUAGAACAGGAGGGCAUUCGUGUUCUGGAUUGGCAAUUUGAUGAUGGCAGCCCACCGCCAGCCUCGGUGGUAGAUGAUUGGUUUAAUCUAUUGAAGACUAGAUUCCGAGAAGAACCAGGUAGUUGUGUAGCUGUACACUGUGUGGCUGGCCUGGGAAGGGCACCAGUUCUUGUGGCUUUAGCUUUAAUGGAGAGUGGGAUGAAGUAUGAAGAUGCUGUAGAACUCAUUCGAGGAAAGCGUAGAGGAGCCAUUAAUGCAAAGCAAUUGUCAUUCCUUGAGCAUUACCGUCCCAAAGCCAGACUUAAACUCAAAAAUAACGGACAUAAAUCAUGUAUAGUCAUGUGACUCUUUUAUUUUAUUUUGAUUGGCUGAUUUUUAACCUAGCGCUCAAACUGUGAUUUCUGAUUCAGGUUUUAGUAAAUAGCAUUCAACAGGGAUGUUGAUUUUAGUUAAAUUUGCCAGUCAUGUCUGGAUGGAGCUUUAAAUGAUAUCUUUAUGACGUCAACGCUAAAAUUUUAUAAUUUUGCCAAUGCUGAUGUGUUGGUGAAGACAAUUUCGAAUCAACAUCCCUUGAAAUGGCCUUACUGCCAUUGGCUUUCUCAUUUGCAUCAAUAUUUGCUAAAAGCUGUGUUCCAAACACCAAUUUUUGAAGCGUCCAGUCCAGUUUGACCGCUAACUAACUACAUGUGUGUUAAAAUGAAUCCCUUUGUCAGCCAAUAGAAAGCCUUGUUUUUAAAUUUUUCUGAUAUCCAAUCGGUGUUUAAUGUUAUUUUUGUUCAACCAAUCAGAUGCUUUGUUUCAUUUAAUUAAUUUUCUAUAAUGAAAUUUCUCGAAUUUAAUGUGUGUAAAUUUUUGUGGAUUUUCUUUUUCUGCGUUAUAUUUUUUGGAUGAAAUUAUUAUCAACUAUUUGAAUGUUGUCAGUCAAAUUCUGAAAACUCUUGAUAACUUUCUUCAAAAUGUUUCUGUUAUUGAAAUUUCUGGUCAAUGAACUUCAAUGCUCAAUUUACUAUUGUCUAAAUAAUACAAAAACUUCUAUACAAUUUCAACAGCAUGAAUUUAACAACUUUACCUGCCAAAUUUCCCAUUUGUGCUUACUUAGUUGUAGUGUAUUAAAUAUAUUUUGGCAUAAUCAGUUGCGUAUUUGAAUUUGAAAUUAUGGAUAUUCAGAAACUGUUGUACGCGAUUUGAAUAUUCAAAAAGAAUUAGACAACUGUUCUUACCAAAAUAUUUAUACAGUGUUAAGUGAGCAAAUGCAAUCAAAUGAUAUUUUGGCAUCAAUUGCUGUCUAUAAACCCGGUAAUUCAUUGAAAUUGAUGAUAAUUGAAAUUAGUGCUUAUUUUAUUGAUAAAACCUAUCUUUUGUUUGAAUUGUAUUAAGAAAACUUCUUGGAAUUAUCAGGAAUAAUAGAACAAACUUACAGACUUCUUAGUCAAAGAAAAUGCAAUUCUGGUUCCAAAUUGAUAAAGUUUUGACUUUUCAAGUUCUUCAAUUAAAGAGUUGUUUUUGUUUUUAUUGAAAUAUUGUAAGGAGUUAUUGCCCUUGCCCUAUAAUUGUAUAUAGUUAGGGUUUUGCUGUUAUGGAAUUUCAUUUUUGCAUGUAUAUUUAUUUUAGGAUGGUAUAAUUAAAUUCAGAUAUAAUAUGUUGGAAAAGGGAAUUUCUAGGCUUUGGGGAAUAUUUUAAGUCAAUAAAAUUUCUACAGCUUAAAAUUCAGCUGGUAAUAAUCAAGCUUUAUAAUUAAGCUUUUCCAAGCUUCAUUCUUUAACUGUGUUACUAGUUAUACUUGUUUCAAGCUAAAGAAUUGAGAUCAAAUUCAGCAGGAUUCGAACACUAUGGCGCUAUGUUUUGUUCAAUGCUGGAAUAAAUAACCGUAGUUUUUAUCUAAUUUUUUCUUUCUUUGUUUUUAAAAGUUUUGGUGUAUUUCUAUCAAGCUGUCUGUCACAAAAUUAAAAUCUGUAUUUUUAUGUAUAUUUAGCCAAAUGAAAUUUAAUGUUCUGUACG
Molecule: messenger RNA, 3213 nt
Organism: Lottia gigantea (owl limpet)
Lineage: Eukaryota; Metazoa; Mollusca; Gastropoda; Lottiidae
Exons: 6
Coding region: 1048-1560 (170 amino acids)
Biological process (GO): protein dephosphorylation
Cellular component (GO): nucleus
Molecular function (GO): protein tyrosine phosphatase activity
Source: RefSeq, a predicted model, not a curated record